AUCUAUCUAGUGUAGCGACAGCAAAUCGGCAGCUUACGCAACCGUAGGGCAGCCCUAUCGCUUCGCGAAGUCACCAAACUGCCUGCCUUCAAUUCGCGUGAUUGCCUUUCAUUUGCUUCUUAGAUCGAUUCUACAAAGCUUCUACAUUGAACGGCUUUCAGGAAGCUUCGUCCCGUGGGGAUCGAAGUUGACCAGUCGCCUUUGGGUGCUGACGAGCCACUUCUAAUAUUCACUGCAACAUACUCCUGCUGCAUUGGUUGACACAAAUCUCAGCCAACGACCGGCUCUCAGUUGCUGCCUGGAGGCAUCCCAACCCGGCGCGUGCCGCGGGGGUCGCCGCGUUGCCCUCCUUUGACGCCCCCCUCGCGCAACAGCCGUCGCCCCCAUGAGCGGUACAGGCGGCUCGGGGGCAGGCGGUAGCAGCGCAAGCGGCAGCGGCGCCGGAGGCGGGGGCGCCGGAGGCGGGGCCGGCAGCAAGGUGGAUGCCAUCUGGGCCCAGCUCAAGGGUGCCCACCCCGCGCCCAAGGCCCAGGCGGUCAACUUCAACAAGCUGUGGCACGGAUUCAGCAGCGACGUGGCUGGAUCCGGAUCUGGAUCCGGAGGCCCCGCCGGCGGGGCUGGAUCCAAGCGCCCUGCCGCCGGGGGCCUGAAGCAGGAGACCUACGCCGCGCAGCUCGUGCAGCGUGCCUCAACCGCGGCAGCACCUGGCCCCAUCCCUGAGGCUGCAGCUGGUGCCGCAGGGGCAGUAGCAGUAGCAGGAGCGGGUGCAGCAGCAGGAGCGGGUGCAGCGGGCGGGGUUGCGGGUGGCAAGCCGGAUCCAGACACGGCGCAGCAGCUGGUGGCCCGGUGUGUGGCGGGGCUGAAGGACAGCUCGGCGGCGGCGCGGCGCAAGGCGCUGCAGGACGUGCAGGCCGCGCUGCUGGACAACCCCUCCCUGUCCGAGUCCUGGCUGUGUGACCGACUGGAGGGCGACGGGCUGGGCAAGGCCCUGCUGCGCCGCUUCGACGACCCGGCAGACACCAGCCGCGAGGCGGCGGUGGUGGCGCUGACGCGGCUGCUGCGCGCGGCGCCGGGCGCGGUGCUGGCGCUGCUACCGUACGCCUUCCCGGUGGUGUCGGAGCGCGUGAUGCGGCGGGAGGAGGGCGGCAAGAACCUGACGGAGCCGUGUGAGGAGGUGCGGCUGGCGCUGGCGCGGCUGCUGCACACGCUGGUGUCGCUGGCGGGCAAGUCCUUCGGCGGCUACGCGGGCGAGGCGGCGGCGCUGGUGGAGGCGCUGUGCGAGGACCCCUUCCACGAGGUGCAGGAGGAGGCGUGCGCCGUGGUGGGGGCGCUGAAUGACGCUCUGGGCCUGCGGCUGCAGCCUGUGUCCAAGCAGCUGGUGGCGGCGCUGCUGCCGCUCACCACCGCCAAGAGGCACCGGGUGCGGCUGGCGGCACUGGGGGCGCUCAGGCCCACCAUGCACCAGGGCGCGCACGAGAUGAUCCUGGAGAUGGUGGCGUGGCGCGACCCCAAUGUGGUGCCCGUCAAGGCCUUUUACGGCGACGACCUCAAGGUGAACUUCUGCGGCAAGCUAGCUGCCGACCCGCACCCGGCCGUGCGGCGCGAGUUCCUGUCCCUGCUGGGCGACUGGAUGACGGGGCUGCGCGAGCGGCUGGACCACGAGGCGCGGCUGCUGCCGUACGUGCUGUCAGCACUGAACGACGAGGCGCCCGAGAUACAGUCUGACGCCGUGGCUCUGCUGGACCGACUGGGGGCGCAGUACGAGGCAGACCACGAGAAGGACCUCAAGGAGAUGCUGCCGUACCUGCCGGAGGAGGCCCAUGGCGUGGGCUGGCAGGCGGCGGCCGCGGCGGCGCACGUGUACGGCGCGCUGGCGGCGGGUCAGGAGGACACCGUGUUCGGCGGCCGCGCUGUGUUUGUGCUGCCCGGCCCUCUGCGCUGCCGCCCGCGCCUGGGCACCCGCCGCCUGGCGCAGUCCAACUUCGGCCGCAUUGUGGGCGCGCUGUCGGAGGAGCUGACCAGCUGGCUGCACGACGCGCGGCAGCGGGCGGCGGCGCUGCUGCGCACACAGCUGGUGCUGGUGGAGGAGGCGGCGGAGGCGCACCUGCACCUGGUGCUGCCGGCAAUCUGCAGGGCCAUCUCGGACCCCGAGGUGCGCCCCGCCGUGCGCGACGCCGCCGCCGUGAUCGGCGCCUUCACCGACUUUGAGGUGGCGCUACAGCUGCUGGGCCCGCGCAUCAGCGACGAGGCUGUAGCAGCUGCAGCCCCGGCAGUAGCAGCAGUAGCAGUAGCGGGCGGCAGUAGCAGCAGCGCCGCCGGAGGCGGCGCCGCCGGAGGCGGCGGGGGUGGCGGCGACCUGGGGACGCGGGCGGCGGCGCUGGAGGCGCUGGCGUGUGUGGUGCGUGGCGCGGGCCCCCGGCGGGCGGUUGACGGGCACCUGGGGGCGGUGCUGGCGCUGCUGGCGGGGGAGCCGCUGCUGUGCAGUGAGGACAGCCGCGUGCGCAGGUCGCUUCAGGAGGUGGUGGAGCAGCUGGUGGCGACCUGCGGCCCCGCUUGUGGCCGACACGCCGCACAGCUGCUGUGGGUGUGCCUGCACCUGCGGGCGCCCGGCCGAGCCGCACACGCCCAGGCCGCCGCCGCCGCCGCCGUAGGCAUGGCGCCGGUGGCGGCGGCGGCGGCGAUGGCGCCGGCGGCGGAGGCGGCGGCCUCCGACGCCGCCGUUACGACGGCGGUGGAGGGCGGGCUGAUGCCGAGGCUGGCGGAGGUGUGUGGCUAUGGCGGCGGCGGCGGCGGUGUGGAUGCGAUGGUGGAGGCGCACCGGCAGGAGCUGCUGGCGCGGGCCCAGCCCGGCGCCUCCCCCAACUGCCUGCUGAGCACGGGGGUGCUGGGCCGCCUCAUGCUGCCCGCCGCCGCCCUGGCCGCCGCACGCCUCACGCCCACAGACGACCGGCUCACAGCCGUGCUACAGCCGGCCGAGCCGGCCGCCGCGUCCCCGCUGGCGGCUGCUACUGCUACUACUGCUACUGCUGCUGCUGCUGCUAAUGCCGGUGGCGGUAGAAGCAGCGACGCGGCAGCGAUGGAGGUCGACGGCGACGGCGCCGGCGUGCGUGGCGGCGCGGCGGACGCCGACAUGCAGGUGGAUAGCGGUACGGCGGCGGCGGCGGCGGCGGUGGGGGUGGCGGCGGCGGCAGCGGCGGUGGCGGCGGCGGCGGGUCCGACCUGGAGUGUCGCCAGCCUGGCGGCGGUGUUGGCGCACGUGUCGGUCGACGUGGCGUCGUGGCUGCCACGCCAGCCCCGGGCGGCGGCGGUGACGCUGCUGUGCCUGGAGGCGGCGCUGGCGGCGGAGCUGCCCGCCGGCAGCAGCGGAGGCGGCGGAGGCGGAGGUGAUGCCGCGGCGGCGGAGGCGGUGGCGGUGGCGGCGGAGCUGCCGCGGCAGCUGGCGGCGGUGCUGGCGGCGGUGCUGGGCGCGGCGGCGGAGCUGCCGCCGGCGGCGCUGCUGCCGGCGCUGCGCUGCGCGCACGUCGCGCUGGCGCGCGGGCUGCUGCUGCUGCCGGCGCCGCAGCCGGCGGCGGCGGCGGCGCCUGCUACAGCCGCCGGGGCGGGGGCGGUGGUGGUGGAGGUCCUGGGCGUGCUGGUGUCGCGGCUGGGCGGCUGCAUGGCCGCCACCAGCGCCGCCGCCUGCCGCCUGCAGGCCUGCGCAGUCAUGAACAUGCUGCUGCGCUGCCCGCCCGCCGCCGCCGCGCUGGCGGCGGCCGCCGCCGAGCCGGCGCCGGCGGAGGGCGCGGCGGCUGCGCCGCCGCUGGCGGCGGCUUGCGCCGCCAUCGCGGCGCGGCUGUACGACGCGGCGGAUGAGGUGCGGUGUGCGGCGCUGCGCCUGGUGCGGGUGGUGGUGGAGCUGGCGCUCGGGGCCGGGAGUAGGGCUGGUGCUGGCGGUGGCGGAGGCGGUGUGGUUGCCGGGGAGCUGGCGGCGGCCGCGGCGGCGGCGGGUGGUGGCGGCGGCGGCGGCGGCUCGCCAGUGACGGCGGUGGGGCGGUUGGUGGCUGAGGCGCUGGCACUGCGAGACGUGAGCUUGGGCAGUGACUUUUAUGGCGAGUUCACGGCGUUCAGGGAGUGGGUGGCGCAGGCAGCGGCGGCGGCGCACCGGUGAUAUUGUGGUAGUGUCGUGUUUUACUUUGGGGGGGGGGGGGCUCGGGGGCAGGGCGCGGUGGGCGGCAAGGCGCGUUCUCUUAUUGCACCAUUGUUCAGGGGUGGCGAGCGAGGCGGGGGGGGGAGGGGCCGAACGCCUCGCGUGGGCUUGCAGCUGCUGAUCUGAAGCAGCUUAGGUGGUCAACUGCAUGCCAGCAUGCGUCGGUAAGAUGGACAUGCAAGCGGUUCAGCUCGGCUUGCAGAUCUGCUAGGGGCGGCUCGCGAAUUCGGAACCGCGGGAGGCCCGGGCAUGACCGGAAGAUUUGGGGGGGGUGGGGGGGUCCGAUUUUAGCUGACCGGUGAGUUUGUUUUUGAAAGUGGAAACUUUGCAUG
This is a messenger RNA of Chlamydomonas reinhardtii, 4518 nucleotides long. RefSeq lists its product as uncharacterized. The transcript is spliced from 12 exons. The coding region runs from base 386 to 4147 and encodes 1253 amino acids. The record is from RefSeq and is a predicted model, not a curated record. NCBI's taxonomy places the organism in Eukaryota, Viridiplantae, Chlorophyta, Chlorophyceae, Chlamydomonadales, Chlamydomonadaceae.